Anolis carolinensis (green anole) is the source of this 4526-nucleotide messenger RNA. RefSeq names its product TNFAIP3 interacting protein 1 (gene tnip1). The transcript has 19 exons. The record is from RefSeq and is a predicted model, not a curated record. Gene Ontology annotation, molecular function: mitogen-activated protein kinase binding. Gene Ontology annotation, biological process: negative regulation of canonical NF-kappaB signal transduction; regulation of transcription by RNA polymerase II; negative regulation of ERK1 and ERK2 cascade. Bases 174 to 2078 code for a protein of 634 amino acids. NCBI's taxonomy places the organism in Eukaryota, Metazoa, Chordata, Lepidosauria, Squamata, Anolidae.
GGGAAGAUGCCUCCAGAGCCAAAGGAAGCUGGACCUCUCUCAGGACUCCUGUUUCAGUCAAAUUUAUGAGGUCUGAUUGGGAAACUCCAUCAUAUUCAUACUUGACUGAGACUGCAACUUGGGAAAGCUUCCCUGGAAGUACUGCUGUCUGGAAAUCAGAUAUUUGAGCAGCUAUGGAAGGCAAGGGGCCUUAUCGUAUCUAUGACCCUGGUGGGGGGACGAAAGAGGAAGAAUCUGCUGCCCUUAAGGAGCUGCUAGAAGAAAAUAUCAGGCUGAAAGAGAAGAUGCAAGGCAUGAAGUCUCUAGGGGAGCUGUUGGAAGAAUCUCAGAUAGAAGCAUCCAGAUUGAGACAGAAAGUGGAGGAUUUAGUGCAGGACAAUGACAUUCUCAGGUUAACCUCUUCUCUUGACAAACUUGCAGAAAUAGCAGGAGAGAUCCCAGACCUUUGUUCAUCCUCAGACGUUCCAGGUGAAAAUCAGAAGGACAUGGAAAAAGCCACACCGAAGCCGUCUUCCAGUGGGUCUUCAUCUGAGUUUGAAAUUGUAGGAGCUGAAGAUAAGAGGUCUUUCCCAGACAACAGCAGGAAACCUCAGGGUAUAGAGCCAGUUCCCAAUGAAGACGCCAACCUUAUGCUCCACCUUCAGCGCUUGGAGAACACGCUUAGCCUCUUUGCCGAAGAGUCCGAUAAAACACAGCUCUUUGCCCAUCUGGGGCGCAUGGCUCUAGAGUUUAACCGCCUGGCUUCCAAAGUGCACAAGAAUGAACAGCGGACUUCCAUUCUUCAGGUCCGAAGCCUUCUGGCGUUGUGUGAACAGUUACGGAAUGAGAAUGAGGAACUGAGAACCAAGUUGGAAAAGGAACUGGAGCAAAGGAACCAGAUCUCUGAGAAACUGAGAUGUGAGAAUCUGGAGCUUAGGAAGAUGGUGAUGAUGGGCAACAAAGAAGGAAUGAAAGCAGAAAGCACUGAGUUUGCAGGACAACAACAGAAGGGGGCAGCAGAGGAGAAAGUGACAGUGAAAAGCAUGUUGGGGACAAGUGAGAAGAAAGUAAAGAUACUUGAGCACCAGCGAAAUGAGCUAUUGGAAGUGAAUAAGCAGUGGGACCAGCAUUUCAGAUCGAUGAAGCAACAGUAUGAGCAGAAGAUAACAGAUCUACGGCAAAAGCUUGCAGACUCCCAGAAGGCUGGGGGUGAAAUGGAGGCUGAGCGGGAGCAGAAGCAGAGGGAUUUUGACCGCAAGCUUCUCCUAGCAAAAUCCAAGAUUGAAGAAGAGGAGGCAGAAAAGGAGAGACUUAGUGCAGAGGCAAAGGACCUGAAACAGAGAGUGAAGUUGCUUCAGGAUCAACUGACUUCAAUCACCAAACAAAAAGAGUAUCAGGAGAAGGAGAUUCUCCGGCUAAAUAAAGCCUUAGAAGAAGCCCUGGCCUUCCAGGCUUCUGCUCCCCCUCAGUCUGCAUUCAACAGCUCCGCUGACCCUUCUGUAAAUAUCCGGCAGCAGGAAGUGAUGACUCAGAAUGAUCUCCUGAAGCAGCAGGUGAAGAUCUUUGAGGAGGACUUCCAGCGGGAGCGGAGCGAUAGGGAGAGGAUGAAUGAGGAGAAGGAGGAGCUGAAACGGCAGGUGGAGAAGCUUCAAAAGCAAUUAAUGCUUACCAACAAUCAGCUGAGGACCUUUAAAGAGGACUACCAGAAAGAGAAGGAGGAGAAGGACAAGUACAAGAAAAUGCUAAAGCAACACAAGCAGCAUUCUGGUGACAGACUCCACCAAGAGAACCCACAGCCAGCACCAGUGGCCCCAGUCUGCCCCAUGUACCAGUUCCAGUACAGCCCUCCAGCCCAAGCACACCUGUAUCGUGGUUACGAGGAUUGGCAACAAAUCAGAUACCCGCCCUCAGCCCUGGCCAGUGAACAGCCUCCAGUUCAGAAUUACCACCGUUUUCCUCCUCCAGAAUAUAAUUGGUACCCACCACCAUGUGUUCUGUCACAAAAUCAGAACUCACAAGCAGUGGAUGGUGUGAAACAAUUCUCCAAAGAUUCGGACCCUACAGGCCUCGGAUUACCUAAAAAUCAACGGCCCACUUAGUCUGUGUGGUGCUAUAUUUAAGCAUCUAAAAGUGGAAAUGCAGAAUUCUUGUGAACCCACUUGUACAGGUAGCCUCCUUGUGUUUUUUGGACACUGUUCACACUUGUGCGUGUAUAUAUGGGACAUAUAACUUGGACACUUGGGAUGACAGUGGCUUUAGCCUGGCUUUCUGAAGAUCUACAGUAUGUCAAAGAGUGACCAGUGGCCUAUUACUUCUGAAAAGCCUCCUAUUGCGAAACCUAUUUGGGUUUCUCUUUCUCAGACUCAGUUGCAAGUGAGACUCCAGUACCACGCACAAUAUAUGGUUGUUGCUGUUAUUACACAGGACAUUCAGGUCUCCUGCACCAAAUGGACAUACAUUUCAUUGAUUAUCCUACUAUAUGACAGCUUUCCAUUGAUAACACGACGUCUUCUCAUUUACUGGAAGCAAAAAUAUUGUCUGUGAGAAUGUCUUUUGGAGCGUAAUUAUCUCAUUGUGGCCAGUGCUCCAACACUUGGAGGGGUUUCAAGGGAGAAGGCAAAAAGAAAAAGGAAAUUACAUCACUUUGUAUGUGUGUUUUGUUUUCUGCUUAUUAAUGUCUAUAAUGUAUAGGAAUAAAAAUGAAAUAUACCUUGCCUAUUUUCAAUAUCUAUUUUAAAAUUUUGCAAUUCUAGUUCAGUGGUUUAACAAAGAAAAUGUUGAUUUGAUUAUUUACUAAACAGUACUGUACAAUGUCUCUUCAACUUAGUAUAUGUUCAUGUCCUGCACUAGAUACUCUCUUUAUUCAUAUAUUUGAAACACCCUUCACUUGGAAUGUACCGAGUAUCCUUUUACUAAAACUCUACCUAGUCUCUUAUUAGUCUCCCAGCAAAGAACACAAUGAAACUGAAACAAUUCGUUGAAAUCUUAGGUUGGGAAAUACCACAGCAGAUUCUGGACCUCAGUUUCUAUGUGUCAUCUAGCUGCCCUGUUUUGGAGAUUACAUGCUGUACUAGAUGUCUGAUCUGAUAUCCACUCCUUAUAAUAAUAAAUAAUAAUAAAACUUUAUUUAUAUGCCACCCUAUCUUCCCAUGGGGAAUUAACCCUAUUCUUGUGAUAGGGUUAAUAUAUUCAUGAGAAUACCUGAAUUUCGUCUAUUGACACCAUCAAAUUGAUUAGUUUUAUAGUAAUGACAUUUUGCAGUGAUGGUAAUACUGAGCAGGCUGGAAAACUGAUCAGCAACUGUCUAUGUGGAAUGAUGUAUUUAAUCAAAAUAUUAAAAACCCUGCUACAGAAGAUAUUCCAAAUAUGGUCAUAUGAGUGAAGACACUAAUCUGUUUUCUUCACACUUGUUCCAUAAGUCAGAAUCAGUGUGUCUGUGGUUGCCAUGGCUUACUUGAGCCUUAACCAGCUUUCAGGUAUUAAUGGGCGUGAAACAGGACCUGUUUUUUAUAGGCAUUCCAUGCAAUUUGCCUAUAUGGCUUUCUCUCCAUUCACACCAUAGACACUAGCUACUUUAGCAAAAGUGAGGCUGCUUGGAUAAACCAAGAACCUUCAUGUAAGACAGACAACAACUAAUGCCAUGCAUGUGAGUAAAGAAAGAGUUACAAAAUUGGAUUUAAAGAACAUACUUUUAUUAAUAUGGUGUACCAACAGAGUUGCUGUUGUGCAGUGGUUUAAGUGUUACUCUCUGGAGAUCAAGGUUCAAACCCAUACUUGCUAUGGAAACCUGCUGGGUAAUUUGGGGCGAGUCAUUCUUUCAACCUCCAGCUCCCAAAGAAAUCCUGUCAAGAAUGCCCCAUGAUAGCGUCGCCAUAUGUCUGAAACAACUUGAAGACAUACGACAGUAACAGACAGUUGUCAUGGAAAGUGAAUAAGGGAGCAAGUAUAGAGUGGCUAAUUAAAAACCAGAUGACAAAGCAGGGAACUUAUUUUUUUUGGACUUUUUAAACAUAGGGAAAAAGAGGGAUUUGUUCAAUAAUUAAAAUAAUUUUGAACCUAGAAUUGAUCUUCACAAAGAAAUAGCCACCAUUAAAUCCUUUGGACAAUGCUUCCCAUGGGUAAUAACUGCAAAGUGUAUUUCUUUUCUUGUGUCUCUUCAAAAAAGCACAUCCAAAAUGUUUACAGUGCAAGGACAAAUGCAGACUACCCAGAAAAUGUGUUACGAAAGAUACCUGUAAAAUUUUCCCUGUAAACAUCUGUUCAUAAGGGUUAUCUUCUGUUGUAAGAACAUAUGUGUAAAUUAUUACAAAACAAACUACUGUAAAAAGAGGCAAAGGAAAAUAAUCUCUAAAUGGUGACACGUUUUCCAAAUGUUUUCAGGGACUUAGGGUGUGUUGCCACUGUGUUUAGAUGAGCUACUCAUAUUUUUUGCUAGCUGAUAUUCCUAUUUUGUAAAUGUUUAGACGUUCUGUUUAUACAAGUUGAUCUUAACUAUAAAUAUUCAUGUAUUUUAUUCAUAAUAAAGUAUGGAUUUAUCUGUGAAAGUC